AUGGACGGACGUGGCAGGCCCGUGAAGAGGGAGGAGGAGCUGGACAACCCGAGGCGUGAUGCGCAGGGCAACCUGAACGAUUUCGAGGGCGUGCGAGAGGCCCAAGGGUCGAGGCGGCCGAGCACGACGAUGGGCACCGACAGCGCACUCCCCUUCGAGCAGAUGGCGAGGCUCGACGGCAGACAGGAGCAGGAUGAGAUGCUACAGCGACGGCGCAACGGCCAGCGACGCGGCUCCAGGACGAAUCUCGAGGAAGUAAUCGAAACGAGCGCGGCGAUUCCUGCCUCUUCCUUCCUCUACGCGCUUCAGCAGCAGCGCCAACAGCAGAUGCAGCAGCAGAUGACGGCAGGCGGACUCAAGACGUUCCCGAGCUUGGGGCCAACCUCUCCCGAAUCUGCAGUCGAUUGGAACCAGCUUCCAUCCAGCUUUGUGGCGGGCGAUGCCGACGCGCCUCCUGCCGAACCCGAACGUCCCAUCGCCUCUCGCGGACGCCGGCCCUCCAUCGGCCAGCUUUUCUAG
This is a messenger RNA of Acanthamoeba castellanii str. Neff, 519 nucleotides long. RefSeq lists its product as uncharacterized. NCBI's taxonomy places the organism in Eukaryota, Discosea, Longamoebia, Acanthamoebidae. The record is from RefSeq and is a predicted model, not a curated record. The coding region runs from base 1 to 519 and encodes 172 amino acids. The transcript is spliced from 2 exons.